Molecule: messenger RNA, 1458 nt
Organism: Diprion similis
Lineage: Eukaryota; Metazoa; Arthropoda; Insecta; Hymenoptera; Diprionidae
Exons: 2
Coding region: 112-927 (271 amino acids)
Molecular function (GO): N-acetyltransferase activity
Source: RefSeq, a predicted model, not a curated record
GCGAGCUUGUGUCAAAACUGAAAGCACUAAACAACGAAGAAGUGAAUAGUCAUAAGUAAUUGAAUUGUGGUAGAAUAAAAAUUUGAAGAUUGAUUUUUAUAUUGUCAAAAUAUGAGUCACAUAGUAGUGAUUCGUAGUUACAAACCAAGCGACGAACUAAAAUGCCGUGAAAUAGCCAAGGACGGUAUAAUGUCGUCCUUUAACACGGCAUUCCUCGGUAACGUGUUUAGAGAGGUUACGUUCGAGAUAAUGAUAUUUUUCGCCGCUCUCAUGUUCAUUUUCUUCGGCGUUCCAUUUACAAUCUGCAUUCUGGUUAUACCAAUUGUGAUAAUUUUAACCUACGUCAUCACCUACGCGUCCCUGAUGGCUAAGUCAAUGGAAGUUGAGCAAGAAAUAUCAAACAUCCCAAGGAUCUAUACGUCCCACGCAUUUUGUGGCUUCUGGGUGGCAGAGGCAUUCGAGCCGUACCUAAUGACGAGGAAUCCGAAAGAUGUACGAUAUUCGAUAAUGACUGAGAAGCAGUUCCGUGAAUCCAACGUCGAUGUUUCCUCUCAGACAAGAAAAUCGGUGGGCAUGAUUGCCUUGACAAAAAGUCGGAGAGUCGACAAAGGAGCAUGGAUCAAGAGGUUGACGGUCGAUCGACAGUACCAGAGAAAAGGAAUUGGCACGUGUCUCUUGAAUGUUGCGAUUCAAUUUGCGAUCGAUCAGAGAUAUGGCUCAGUUGAAACUGUAGCUUCUGAAUACACGGAAGGAGGAAGAGAAUUAUGCUUCAACAGAGGAUUCGAAUUAAGGCAGAUGUAUCAUAGGCAAAUCGUUGGACCGUUGAUCACUGUUCUCAUGUACGAGUUAACUUACCAGAUAAAACCAUUGGAGAAAGAGGUUGUGAUUCCCCCAAUGUCGCAUGCCAGAUCCUUUAUGUGUAGUUAGCUAAAUCAUUGUGGAAAACAGAGUGUGACGUAUAUAAGCCUGAUACUGCUACAUCCAAGUAUGUUAAGCAUUGAUCAAAUGGCACAAGGUGUUGAGCGCCAGGUCGACGUACCCAUUCCAAAUGUUCUGAUAGCUGUUGCAUUGUUCAAAUGUUAUCUUUGCAACUGGACUCACCAAUCGAGUCCUAAUUCCUGUGAUGGACAUUUAUAUUUCCUUAACGUACCAAGAGCGUUCAUCUUUUGUGUCCAGCCUUUGAUUAUAGUGUUAUUUGUAUUAUUAUAUAGUUUUAGCAGAGUAUUCAACUAUGAGAAAAAAUAGUUCAGGCGGUUAUGCCAAAAACAUAAUUUGUUUGGGUGUACCUAGGAGCCAUUGCAAAUGUGCUAAGUUCUUACAAUUUACAGACUUUUUUGCCAACGGACUAAAAACAGAAAAAAAGUAUUUACUGUCCGCUAAGCCGCUGUUGAAACAAAUAAUUUAUAAAAUAGGUAUUAUAUUUUCGCCCUUAACGAAUCUCUUAAAAUUAUGUAGUUG